CAACUAUAUCAAUAUCCUACUUGAAAAUAGGUGGAGUGAGGUCUUAGAGAUGUCAUCGACGGCAGCGAACGAUCCACGUCAGCCGGCGGCGGCGAAGCGCUACGUGCAGACGGCUGUAUCUCCGGAUGAUCUACCGGUGGAUUACUCCGGCUUGAUCGCCGUGGUCUUCGGCAUCGCCGGCGUCAUGUUCCGCUAUAAGCUGUGCUCGUGGUUGGCGAUCAUCUUCUGUGCUCAGUCAUUGGCGAACAUGAAGAGCAUUGAAAACGACCUCAAGCAGAUCUCCAUGGCCAUGAUGUUUGCUAUUAUGGGAUUGGUGACCAACUACUUCGGACCGGCUCGACCAGGUGGACCUCCCAAGACCUCGAAUUGAUUGGAGCAAAGAGAAGAGAUGUAACAGUAUGCAGUUUCGUUUAAUCUGAUUACAGUUUUAGUUUUAUGGUUUCCGAGUGUGGUUUUAAGUUUGGUAAUGGACUAUCAAUUCUAUUUUGAGGAAAAAUCUGUGUGGUUCUGCAACUGUCUCUUUUAUGGCUUUCGAUCUCAUGCUAAUGUUGUUGAAAGUAGUUUUAAUCAACAAUGCCAAACUAAGUGAUGAGG
Fragaria vesca subsp. vesca is the source of this 594-nucleotide messenger RNA. RefSeq names its product protein Asterix-like. Lineage: Eukaryota; Viridiplantae; Streptophyta; Magnoliopsida; Rosales; Rosaceae. Gene Ontology annotation, biological process: protein insertion into ER membrane. The coding region runs from base 50 to 370 and encodes 106 amino acids. Gene Ontology annotation, cellular component: endoplasmic reticulum membrane. The record is from RefSeq and is a predicted model, not a curated record. Gene Ontology annotation, molecular function: protein folding chaperone. The transcript has 3 exons.